Messenger RNA from Dermacentor andersoni, 885 nucleotides. The record is from RefSeq and is a predicted model, not a curated record. NCBI's taxonomy places the organism in Eukaryota, Metazoa, Arthropoda, Arachnida, Ixodida, Ixodidae.
AUGGACAGGAAGCAGGCUACCGACGUGGAAGCGCGCCCGCCAAAGGCCAGGCGGAUGGAGCAGCAGCCCGUCGCCGCCGACGAUGGCGCCAGCCAUGCUCGAGAAGUACCGGCUACGAAGCGCAUGCGCCGAACGUCCACCGAGGACGACGCCAACCUGAAAAGGAGGGCGAAAUCUGCAAAGUCGACCACGUCCGCGUACGCGCCCACGAUUUCGCGAAAGAAGACGACAAAAGCCGCGGAUGCCCCGGCGACAGCCGACGACAACGCCCCUAUGACCAGCAAGGGACUGGCAGGCAAGGCUUCGCGGACGAAUAGCGAUAAAAGACACAGGAGAUCGUCGCCGAGCCGAGCCGUCUCUGCCAGUGGCAAGAGCCCGAAACGUCGGCGCCACUCGCGGAGUCACCGUCACUCGGCCAGCAUCGACGAGCUCGAUAAGUUGUUGGGUUCCCGGCAUGGUCUCUGCGCAUCGCCGCGCUCGUCCCGCAGCAGUCGCGAAUCGCAGAUGCGCACGGUCAGCAGCGGGAGCUGUCACGCAAAGAAGACUGGCCUCAAGCGCCGAUCCAGCAGUAUCUCGUCUGCAACCAGCGAAAUGACCGUUCGAGAGAUAAAGCGUCUACGCCGCGCCGUGAAGCACGCGUUGGCCGCCGUCGCCGGCACAUCGAAGAACCACAGUGCCGGUCGCUGUACUCCUAAUAGCGGGGAAUCGAUACGCAAAGUUCGGCGUGCCAAGGCGCGGAAGGCCGCAAGCAACUCGAUGGUCCCGUCUCGCCAUGGUAGGCCGAGGAAGACGCGACCACUGCGCCGCAUCCCUGCUACCGCUUGCGUGCGAUUCCGUCCGUGCUGCUGCCGACUGAAGCAAUUCAUGCGCCCAUGGAAGAAAUAG